Messenger RNA from Siniperca chuatsi (mandarin fish), 3623 nucleotides. RefSeq names its product alpha-tectorin-like. Bases 405 to 2852 code for a protein of 815 amino acids. The transcript has 20 exons. Lineage: Eukaryota; Metazoa; Chordata; Actinopteri; Centrarchiformes; Sinipercidae. The record is from RefSeq and is a predicted model, not a curated record.
GAGUCUGCCUGUUGGUGUAGUGAGAGACAGGCUCACACAUCUCACUGAUUUAUCCAGGUCAGAUGAUAGCAAGAAAGAGCUACAAAUGGGCUGCAGUGCAAACAUUUGAUUGGAGAUGUUUUGAAGAAAAGACACAGUUACUAUUAGGAAAAUCUAAAGGAGGGUUCACAACAGGUAUCACCACUGUUGACUCCACCCCCACCCCACCCCUUCCACCUUCCUGGGUUCGAACAGCAGCGAGGACGCACAUAAAAAGAGAGGGAGAGAGAGAGAGAGCAGCAUCCUCCACACAGAGAGAGCAACAGACGAAUCUGUCCAGCAGCUGCAGAAUCAGAGACCUUCAUCUUCCUCAUCCUCCAUCAAACCUCCAGAGGCUCUCUGUCAGCUGAUUGGCCUCCUCCAACAUGCUCCGCCCUCUGCUCCUCCUGUCUGCUCUCAUCGGGCUGGCAGGUGCUCAGGAGACGGUUAGUGAUUCUUCAGUGUUGGACAUCAGCUCAUUUCCCAUCACGUUUUAUGGACAGAAGUACGAAAAACUCUAUGUGAACAUCAACAGUGAAACAUUUACAGUCUGUUUCAACAACUAUUUCACCCUUGAAAAGAGCCAGGACUGUAUUGUGGGGCCUCCAGUCGAUGAAGGCUCAGUUAAAUUCGAUACAACUUCACCAGAUACUACUUCGAACCAAAUGAUCCGUGACGCUCUGCCAACAAUUAAGUCUGAUCUAAAAGGCUUUGUGGAAUUUUUUGUUUCUUACGAAGGCUCAAAAAUUCAAAUGUUACUCGGUGAUUAUGGGACACAAGCAGUUCUGGUUUUUCUCAACACACAUUUACUGAAAAGUGUAAAGGUGUUUAAUGUUGUGGUCAGUGGUGAAACAGUCUCUACACUGAAUAUUAAGGGACGUCCUUCAUAUAACGACAUCAGCGGAUGCAGACACUCAGGUGUUCUGUAUAAACCUGGUGCAGUGAUGAGCUCAGACCCAGAAACCUGCUCCAGUCUUGUCUGUAGUGAGACUGCAGUCUCCACGUCCACUGGCUGUCGCCCCACGGAGCGUUGUGCCGGCAACAACAUCUGCAUUCUUGACUCCAUCUGCACUGUGACCGGCCCCACUGUCAUCGACUUUCUCGGCCAAGUUAACUCUGUCGACGAUCGGUGUGCGUACUCUCUGAUGUCGGGUUCUUCAGUCCCAGACUUAAACGUGCUGGCGAACUUCCAGGAACGCCGUCGUAAAGAUGUGAGCCUUUUGGACAGUGUGACACUGCGACUGAACAAGACGGGUGUUCACAUUCAGCUGGAACAAGGCGGGAGAGUUCAGGUGGACAACAGCGUGCUGACUCUCAACAGCUCGGCUCAGCUAGUUAAGGGAGUGGAGCUCUCUAAGGAUCAAACUGGAGUCACUGCCAAGUUGUUGAUCUCAGGCUACAAUACUACUGUCUUCUUUGAUGGCAACACGGCCCAGAUCCGCUUCACAGGACCUGCUGGAAAAGAUCCAUCUCUGCAGGGUUUGUGUGGCAACUCCAGCAGUUCUUUGAGUGAAGCGAGGCUCCCUCAGUACAGUGCCAGCAAUCAGAGCAGGGGAACAGUCCUGACCCUGUGUUGUGUGUCGCCCCCUAGCUGUACGAUGCAGUACACUGACACUGCUGACAGUACGAUCAACUGCAACACGUCGACUGAACGCUGUAAUCUCCUGAAGGAGGCGCCCUUCACCACCUGUCACAGCCACACCGACCCAACGCCCUACAUAACUGCCUGCACUGAAACUUUGUGCAAUUAUCCUGCAGUGGACGGUCUCAACUGUCAGUUCCUGGAGGCUUACGCCAGAGUCUGCAGCCUGCGCAGCAACGACAAACUGGUGGACUGGAGGUCAAAGGCCGGAUGCUCCCCCCCUCAGGUCUUCUGUCAGGACAGGAUCUGCAGUGCUCACGAGUUCUGUGCUGAGAAGACGGUCGGUGGUGAACACAGCUGCUUGUGUCGGGCCAUUUUUGCCUCCCCGUACAGACUGACAGGCACUUUCGGUGAGCCGACGGUCUGCGACAAGAACUCUGGUUCAGUUACUCUGGUCGGUUGUCUCCUGGAGGAAAAAGGCAUCGACUUCUCGUCCUUACACCUCAAUAACCAGACCUGCACGGGUCAGAUGAACGAGCUGACCCACAUGUUGACCUUCAACUUUGACAGCAGCAACACCUGUGGGACGGUGGCCACGGCCGAAAACAACCAACUAAUCUACAAGAACACCAUCACGACCCAGAACAGCUCCUCUGACAACAUCGUCCGCCACAACCAAGUCUACAUCGACUUCUCCUGCUUCUACACUCUGCCAGACAUCAAGACUAUGGCCUUCAAAAUCAAAGACAGCUCUGUGAUCCAGCAGAUUGUAUCUGGAGCUUGGAAUUACACUUUGAGCAUAAAGGCCUACACUGACGCCGGCCUCACACAAGCUGUGGAGUUGAGCACUGAAGUCCAGCUGGACCAGAAGAUCUGGGUGGAGAUGAAGACUGACGGGCUGGAUGCUGGCUUGGUCGCCGUGGUGACCGACUCCUGCUGGGCGACCAAUCAGGCAUCGCCCAAUGGGAGUCUGAGAUACGACCUGAUCACGAAAGGCUGUGCGAACCCCGCUGACCAGACGGUGAAGGUGGUGGGAAACGGACUGGGAACGUCCAACUACUUCUCCUUCAACAUGUUCUCGUUCCCCAGGAGCUCUGGUGACAUCUACCUGCACUGCAAACUCAACCUGUGUGGCAGACAGAACAAGAGCUGUGCCCCGAGUUGUAACAGAGCUCAUCGGAGACGCAGAUCUGCCAGGAUGAAAUAUGAAAACGAAGCCCCAGCCUUCAUUACCAUGGCGUGGACUAAUUAGGUUGUUUCCACGGUGACUCGGACCGACUGACAGGCUGUCGACCUUCACAAUGAUUCCUGACUUUUGCUUCGUCCUGAUCCAGAGCCUGGGUGUGUGAAUCCUUUGGUUUUAGAACGACACAUUAAGAUUUAACCUUUUUUUUUGUGCUGAAAUAUGAAACUAUAAAAACACUAUCAAAACUAUAAGGUGACGGGAAGUGUGUGUGGGGAAACUUGGGAUUAAUUAUAAUUCAUGUUAUUUGUUCUAUAGUAUAUCUAUACUCCAACCAAUAACAAUAAUCAGAUAUUAUCAGGGAUUAAUAAUGAUUAUUAAUGAUUAAGUGUCGUCUGCAUAUUAGAGUCGGUGAGAGGAAUAAGAUGAGUAUUUUGGAGCAGUCCGGUGGACACCACAGUAUAACUUUAAGGCCCUUUAUAUUUACUUUUUCAUUCUUUUUGGAGACAGCAGUUUUUGUCAGCUUGUGCCUGUAGCAUGAUAUCAGUUCAUCACAUCAAUUUGAUCCAUGGUUGAUAAGAGAAGCUUUGCUACAAUAAGGUGCAGAUGUCCACUCUGAGGAAACAAUGAAUUCAGUGCAAACACAGCAUCAACACGUUCAUUCAAAGCUGUGUAGCCUCACUGCACCAACAAUCUAAACACCAGAUUGGAUCCUGCUGUCACUCUCAAAGUGACUGACGGGUUUUAUAAGCUGCAACUCAGGACAACAACUAAAACUAAACUAAAACUAUGUCUGAAUUGUUUUUAAUAAUGCGGAACCUUUGGAAGGAAACAUUGGUU